Chara braunii is the source of this 2529-nucleotide messenger RNA. The record is from the annotation of a GenBank genome assembly. NCBI's taxonomy places the organism in Eukaryota, Viridiplantae, Streptophyta, Charophyceae, Charales, Characeae.
UGAUGAAGUUACCGGCGGCUCCAAUGUCGAGAAGGGCCCGAAACUUAGUCGUAGACGCACCAAGGGUAGCUGCGAUGAAUUUGAGGUGAAAGCGUGAUGAGUCGAUGCAUGACUGGAGAGAUGUCAUCAUGUGGAAAAGAGUUGCGAGGUCGAUGGCGACAUCGGGUGCUGGUGUUUGCUCGCCUGCGAGGUUGCGGGCGAUGCUGUCGACGGAGUCGGAGCGGAUGUUGGACAUAUCAAUGCUGGAUGAUUGGGCCAUGGUGGGGGAGGAAGAGGUGGUAGCUGCGGCUGAGGAGUUAGCAACAGAUGAGGUGGAGGCGGCGGCAGCAGCGGCAGCGUCGGCGGCUACACAUAACCCCACUCCUGUCUUAUGCCUGUCUCUGGACGACUCCCUUGACGAGCUGGGUAGUGAGCUAGUCGCGUUACGCAGUUCGUGGGCGAAGAAAGCCAAGUCUAAGGGGGAACUAUUGAUUGCCGAUUUGGUUGUCAAUCGCAUACACGUUGGUGCGAUGCUGGACCCUGGGUCCACACGAUCUUACAUGUCUGAACGUGCAAUCCGCAAGUUGCACCUCGGCAUGAAGAUCCAAACGUUAGCUAGACCAAUCACGUCUAUGCUGGCUGACAAAAGCACGAUGACGGUAACGCAGUACGUCGAUCGUGUUCGAUGUCAGUUCAGUACUAAGGAGGGGAAGACGAUUUGGCAUGAGCUUCCCUUCCUAAUCGAGAAGAACAUGCCAUUUAAUAUCAUAUUGGGAAUGGAUUGGCACAAGGAAGUUGAUCCCAAGAUUGAUUUCAAACAGAAAGAAGUACGAAUCAAGGAUGCAUCGUCUGAAUUGCAAUCAAUUAAGUUGUAUCAUCGGUCAGGGUCUGAUUCUGUCUUGUCUUUCUGUUGCAUGAGCUACCCUGCAUUCCGAUCGAUGGUUGCAAAGAAGAAGUUAGAGGAUGAGGUAGUCAUGUUGUUAGUUAAGAAAGUAGGUGAGUCUUCAACUACCCAUCCUCCUGGCAUAGAUGCACUCCUAACGGAGUUUGUCGAUGUUCUGUCUGAACCAACCGGGGUCACUUCGCGUGCUAUUAAGCACACGAUCGAGAUUGUGCCCGGUAGCAAGGUUCCCAAGGGCCCUAUCUAUCGCAUGUCUCCAAGGGAACUUGAGGAACUUAAGAAACAACUGUAUGAGUUGACAGAGAAGGGAUGGAUUCGCCCUAGCUCCUCUCCUUAUGGUGCACYUGUCUUGUUUGUGCCCAAAAAGGAAGGUGAGCUGCGCCUUUGCAUYGACUACCGAGGGCUGAAUGUCGUCACCGUCAAAAACGCCGAACCUUUGCCAAGGAUCGACGAUCUCUUGGAUCAGUUGCAGGGUUGUCGAGUCUUUAGCAAGAUCGACCUUAAGUCUGGGUACCACCAGAUCGAGGUGGAUCCCGCCGAUCAGCAUAAGACCGCGUUCCGUACGAGAUAUGGUCAUUACGAGUUCAUCGUGAUGCCAUUUGGUCUAACGAACGCACCUGCGACCUUCCAAAGGUCAAUGAACGAGUUGUUUAGGCAAUGGCUCGACGACUUUGUAAUCGUCUAUUUGGAUGAUAUUCUAGUGUAUAGUAAGACACUAGAAGAUCAUCAUCGACACCUUCGUCUAGUACUCGGGAAGUUACGCGAAGGUAACUUCAAACUCAACCCAAAGAAAUCCGAGUUCGCUAAAUCUGAGGUCCUGUACUUGGGACAUAUAGUGAACGAGGAGGGAUUGAGGCCCGAGGAAAAGAAGAUCUCGACAAUCAGAGAUUGGCCACAGCCGAAGACUCUGACAGACCUGCGAUCUUUCCUUGGAUUAGCAAGUUACUAUAGGAAGUUCGUUAGGAACUUCUCAGUUAUCGCUGCUCCCAUGAGAAGAUUGCUCAAGAAAGGUACUAUCUGGCUGUGGGACAAGGAUUGUGAGUCAUCCUUUCGAAAGUUGAAACAUGCUUUGACCCACUAUCCUGUUCUUAAGAUUGCCGACCUGUCUCUUCCUUUCAUCGUCACAACUGACGCAAGUCAGUACGGUAUUGGCGCUGUCUUACAACAAGACGACGGCAAAAGCUACCGCCCUAUUGAGUUCAUGUCUAAACGUCUAUCGUGUGAAAAGGUCGCCAACUCCACCUACGAAAGGGAGUUGUAUGCAUUAGUCUGCGCCCUAGAGACAUGGAAACACUAUCUCCUUGGCAGACAUUUUAUUGUGUACUCGGACCACUCGACCCUCAAGUGGAUCAAGACACAGCCUCGAUUGUCUGACAAGUUGGUUCGUUGGUCUGCUUUCAUCGAUACCUUCGAUUUCGAACUCAAAACUAUUAAAGAGGCCAAGACUGAGCUUGUGAUUGCUAAAUUUCAGAUGCGAUGGGUAACUGAGUAUGGGUUUCCCAUGUCUAUCGUAUCUGACCGCGAUGUCAGGUUCACAAGCAUGCCUUGACAGAAGCUGAUGGAGGCCUACGGUACACAACUCACCAUGUCGUCAGGCAGACACCCUGAAACGAAUGGCCAGUCUGAGCAAAUGAACCGUAUGGUCCAAC